AUGCUGUCCUCCUUCCUACGUCCUGCCCGUGGCAGGCGGCGUCAUGAUCGCUCCCCAUUCUCUUCUUCACACGUCCCUACGACAGGAUCCCCCGAUGCCUCCCGCAACAACAACACACAACGCAAUCGAUGGCGGGUAAUUCCUUAUGAAAUCGAAGGUGAUAAUAUCAUUCGAGAAGAUGGCCAGGAGCCCGGUGACGACGAAGAAGAGGAGGAAGAGGAAGAGGAAGUUUCAGGUCUCGAAGAUCUCGAUGAUGAAGAUGAAGAUGACAACCACGACGAAUAUGAAGAAGACGAGCCUGACGAUACCGCUCCGCUUCUUCCCAUUUUCUCAACCGCUCAUCUUGAUGCAAUACCCGUAUUUACCCUUACCCACGCCAUUCGGAUCUUGGUGAGCUCUCGUUGUGACACGGUUUUGUCCUGGGAGCAGCUCCGCUCUCCCCAGGUCUCUCAAUUUCUUCUCAAACCCGUCGAGCAAGAGAUCCGGAGUCACCACUUGAAUGCUGCCACCGAGUAUGCCCUCAUGGCCAACUGCCUCCAGUACGGCAAAGAAGCCGCAAUGUCGUCUGGGAAUAGCGGUACCAACAGAACCCGUGCAAUGAUGUGCGAGCUACUUGCCAUCAAACUCCUCAAAGACUACUCCACCAGGGAAUUGAUUGAUGCACUAUCUUACGACUUUGAUCCUCUCCAAGGUCAGGUCGAUGCUCCUCCUUCUGGGGACGACGGGCGACGAGGCACAGAAGGAUCGAGAAAGCCCGUUCAACGACCAGCAAGGAUAUCCUGCUUUGAAAUCGCCAUUCGAGCGCAGUCCAAACGAUUUCUUUCUCAUCCCGUGGUCGUCAAGCAAUUAGAGGCCAUUUGGGCUGGCACAAUUGUGUUUCACUCUGCCGCCGAUAAUUUGCAUCGCAAAUUUCCUCCCCCGAGACAACUGAAAAAUUAUAACACAAAUGAGGGUGCUUCGACAGCUAAAGCUGGAUCCACUGACCACGAUCCUCAGCUUCCCCGUCGGGCUGUGACGCUGUACAACCCUCGUGACGCCUCCCUUUUCAAACUAUCCCGUCUGAGAGUCCCUCGGUAUCGGAACAUUCUGUCCACGAUAUCGUUCGCCAUUCUUCUCAGCCUCUUUGUUGCGGUCCUGGUUCAACGCUCCUUGGAGAUUACGACCCUCGAAGUGGUCUUCUGGUUCUGGGCGGCCGGUUUCAUGCUUGACGAAAUCGUAGGAUUCAAUGAACAGGGAUUCAGUCUGUAUCUCGCAAGUUUCUGGAACACCUUCGACCUCGGGAUCCUCUUCAUUUUAUUCGUCCACUUAGCUUUACGAAUUUAUGGCAUCAUCAUGCCUGAUAUAAGGAAGCAUAGAGUGGCGAAUAUGGCCUACGAUGUUCUUGCUGCCGACGCUAUUCUCCUGUUCCCUCGAUUGUUUUCCGUCCUCGAUCACUAUCGUUAUUUCUCACCUCUCCUCAUCGCAUUCCGAUAUAUGGCCGCAGACCUCGUUGCAGUGUCCUUACUGAUUCUCAUCAGCUGCAGCGGCUUUUUUGUUGCACUCACACUCUCAUUUGGCGACGAAGGGGUCGAUACACCAGGUUCGGUGGCAUACGCUUUACUACAAAUGGUUAUGGGCUUCACGCCGGCCGCCUGGGAUAGGUGGGACAGUUAUAACAUACUUGGGAAAACCAUCUUGACCUUGUUCUUGUUCAUCUGUCACUUCCUUGUGGUCACGAUCUUGAUCACUGUUUUGACAAACUCCUUCAUGGCUGUCGUCCAAAACGCAAAUGACGAGCAUCAAUUCCUGUUUGCGGUCAACACCAUCUCCCACGUCAAGUCCGAUGCCCUUUUUUCGUACGUGGCGCCAACCAAUGUUCUCCAGUGGGCAUUGGUACCUCUGAGAUAUGUCGUCCCAUUCCGACAGUAUGUCAAAAUUAACCGGACCAUGAUCAAGAUCACCCACUUUCCGGUACUAUUUUCGAUCUUCCUGUACGAGAAGACGAUUCUGCAGUCUACCAUGUUUGAGAGCAUUGACCUUGUCGAGCGUCGAGGCCGAUUGAAAAGAACGACCGCUGCGAAGCUUACUCGUCUCCGCCAGGCACCUUCAAUUGCUACCUUUAGGCAGGACAAGGCCUUGGAAGAAGUAUUUAGACAUCCGUACGGCAGCACAAUGCGUAGUGCUCAGCAACGUCGCGAUCGUCGAAAGGCAAGCAAUGUCGUAAACACUUGGAUCAAGGGUAUGGGUGACGAUAUCGCAAGCCCUCCACCAGAGCAAGACCGACAAGUGGUGGACGGGCUAGAAGCGCGCGGAACAGCUUCUAGACUAUUGCGCCCUUACAGUCGAGUUCGGACAUUUUCACGACGGACCAUGUCUAUUGCAUCAGAUCCGGAGGAAUUUGCAACGAAUGCAGAUUUCUUAUCUCCUAACGAGCUACGCCCAGUCCCCGACGACCUGACCCCAUCAGCAAUGGAGGAACCAUUGCACAACACGGAUGCGGACGGCGAUGAUGAGUUGCGAACAAACGAAGAAAGGGAUGAAGAGGAGGCAACGACGUUCGGGCAUCACUCACCAAGUAAUGUUGACGAAGAAGAAGUCCGAGCACCUCGUGUUCUGGUGCCUCGUGAACAUUUCUCGAAUCGUCAGCCACCCAGAAGCCAUGCUCCAGAAUCAGCAGACCAUCUUAUGUUGAUUGGUCAGACACGACGCGAAGUUCCCAGUCCAGGUGCAAAAUCGUCCUCCCGCUUAUCGCCCAAGAAUCGACCCCGUCAACAUUCACGCAACGUUUCAUCUGCGACUAUGGUUUUCAAGCCAAUGACGGAUUCCAGCACGGACCAGUCUUCCUCGCACGAAGGGGCGUUAACUCCCCCCGGCAAGAUACAGGGUUCCGCACCCGACUCAGGGGCUCGCACACCCGUGUCGAAGCCUGUAUCAAGUGCUGCCGGGCAUCGAACGCCAAAACGGACGGCAGCGGCAGCGGCACCAACGCGAAUGCGGCCGAUCCUUCCUGGCAAAGACGACCCAGCAUUCCAGUCUGCUCCCAAUUUAGCAGGUCUGGUAGAAGUGAAAAGCCGACCAACUCAGCCACGACGUCGGCCGUCUCUUGAAAUGGACUUGGUGUCAGACAUUGGCGACAACAGAGCGAUCGGUGGCGGCUACGUCGGCGCCCUACCGGCAUCCUUCGCCGCUAAAAUUACAAGGGGGUUAGGUGGGUCACGGCAGGCUAAAGAACAAAAGGAGGAGCAGGAAAUGUUUGCCAAGAUCUUGAUGGCUCGCAUGAAUACUCUCGAAGAAGGCUUCCGAGAGGUGAUCCACGAAAUGAGGGAGAGCAUGAGACAUGACGAAGGUAGGAGCAAGAGCCGAGGAAGGGUAGGGAGACCUGGAGUCAGAGAAAAGCGGGCGAAGGAGAAAGAGACUGGUCGACCACCCACAGCUGAAGGAAACCAGGACACUAUUGAUCCUCAAGAGGGCCAGGGUGCUGAAAGAAGCAAUGAAGGCCCACGAGAGAAAAGUGCUGAUCAUGUCAAGCCCGUGGUACAGAAUACGGCUGAUUAUCGGUCGAAAGAUCAGCCUCGGGCAGAUUAA
Messenger RNA from Rhinocladiella mackenziei CBS 650.93, 3564 nucleotides. RefSeq lists its product as uncharacterized. NCBI's taxonomy places the organism in Eukaryota, Fungi, Ascomycota, Eurotiomycetes, Chaetothyriales, Herpotrichiellaceae. The transcript has a single exon. The coding region runs from base 1 to 3564 and encodes 1187 amino acids. The record is from RefSeq and is a predicted model, not a curated record.